Messenger RNA from Xiphophorus couchianus (Monterrey platyfish), 1371 nucleotides. RefSeq names its product troponin T, slow skeletal muscle-like. The record is from RefSeq and is a predicted model, not a curated record. The transcript has 13 exons. Gene Ontology annotation, biological process: sarcomere organization; slow-twitch skeletal muscle fiber contraction; regulation of muscle contraction. Gene Ontology annotation, molecular function: troponin T binding; tropomyosin binding. Gene Ontology annotation, cellular component: troponin complex. The coding region runs from base 506 to 1243 and encodes 245 amino acids. NCBI's taxonomy places the organism in Eukaryota, Metazoa, Chordata, Actinopteri, Cyprinodontiformes, Poeciliidae.
UUUUGCAGUGUAGUUUUAUUUGGUUGGUAAAAAUGGCUCUCAGGUUGUAAAAGUUGCUGCCUCUUUCCCAGUUUUUUGUGUUUUCUCCUCCAGUCCCUCCAGACCUGAGCGGAUAGCCAGCGUUCUGGCUGCAGCCUCUCCAGAGCGGCCGGCCGGUCUGAGCGCCGGCCACCUGUCUUCGUCUCUUAUUACAGGAGUGAGGUCAGCCAUCAACCCUUCUCUCAUCAUCCUGCAUCUCAUGCCUCCAAAGGCCACCAGUGAUCCACAUCCCAGCCAACCUUUUCCAAAUUAAGGAUCGGAUUUACUCGCAGUUACAAAUAGUUUUGUGAGGACAAACGAUUGGAUGUUUUCAUCCGGCUGAUUAUUGGGAGGUGAGACCCAGAAGUGGGACGGAAUAAUUAGAUUAUCCACGACGUUCCCGGAGGAUUUCGCUUUAUAAACCCGCGUUUUCAACAGUUAUUUACUCAUCGCCGUCGGUGAACAUCCGUUACCGUCCAGAGUCGCCAUGUCUUUUCCAGAAGAACAUGGAGGCCAUCAGGAGGAUGAUGAAGAGGAGCAGGGAGAGGAAGAACGCCCCAGAUACAAGCCAGUGGUCACACAACUCGCACCGCCAAAAAUCCCAGAAGGAGAGAGAGUUGACUUUGACGAUAUCCACAGGAAGAGGAUGGAGAAGGAUCUGCUGGAGCUGCAAACUCUGAUUGAUGUUCACUUUGAGCAGAGGAAGAAGGAGGAAGAGGAGCUGAUUGGACUCAAAGACAGAAUUGAGAGAAGGAGAUCAGAGAGAGCUGAGCAGCAGCGUGUGAGAGCUGAAAAAGAGCGAGACAGACAGACACGGAUUGCAGAAGAACGACAGAGGAAAGAGGACGAGGAAGCGAAGAAGAGAGCAGACGACGAGGCCAAGAAGAAGAAAGUGCUCUCCAACAUGGGCGCUCACUUUGGAGGAUUCCUUGCAAAGGAAGAACAAAGAAGAGGCAAGAGACAAACAGGAAGAGAGAUCAAGAAAAAGACUCUGGCAGAGAGACGGAAGCCACUGAGUAUUGAGAGCCUGAAGGAGGACGGCCUCAGAGAGAGAGCCAAGGAGAUGUGGGAAUGGAUCUAUCAGCUGGAAUCAGAGAAGUUUGACCUCACUGAGAAGAUGAAGAAACAGAAAUAUGAAAUCAACGUCCUGCUGAACAGAAUCCAACAUGCUCAGAAAUUUAAGAAAGGCCAUGGGAAGGGGAAGGUUGGAGGCCGAUGGAAGUGAGGUUUCCCACAUGGAAACUCAGGAGAAGAUUUUCCCCAGCUUGAGGAUUUAGCUGUAGUCAUUUUCUUGCGUUCAGCUCUUCAAGUUUAAUUGCCCAUUCAAUUAAUAAAACACUUGCUUCAAUUAAA